Molecule: messenger RNA, 2577 nt
Organism: Sesamum indicum (sesame)
Lineage: Eukaryota; Viridiplantae; Streptophyta; Magnoliopsida; Lamiales; Pedaliaceae
Source: RefSeq, a predicted model, not a curated record
UAUAGAUUAGUUAGGUUUGGGACUGAAUAACGGAUCAGAGCAAUCCCACUUGCUGUGCACGCCACGUGCUUGAUCAAUGUACUAACAAAGGCAAAGGAACUUUAUUGAGUCAAACCCACAUCUGAAUCCAGAGUGUAGAGUGGGAAGAUGGAUGUUGCUUUGCUGGGUAGCGAUGCUGGAGAAGCUGGCGGCAGCGGCAGCCCAAGAAGAAAUCGUCAGCAUGGAUUCCACCGAAGAUCAGAUGCUAUUGCAUAUGGAUCAACCUAUCAAAGGGCUGCUGCUUUGGUUGAUCUCGCUGAAGAUGGAAUUGGCGUACCUGAGGAAAUUCUGGACCAGUCAAGCUUUGGAAGCUCCUUAAAGUCGUACUUAAGAUUUAUACAAUUUGAUAUCCUUUGGUCCCUCAACUACUUUGCUUUAAUCCUUCUGAAUUUCUUUGAGAAACCUCUAUGGUGUUCUGAGCAUUGCAGUGAUAGGGAGUACUACUUUCUAGGACAGCUGCCAUACUUGACUGGUCCAGAGAGUCUCAUUUUUGAGGUGCUUUUGUUGUUAAUAUUGAUUAUUGAUCUAUCAAUCUACGCUAUAUAUCUUUCUCCAGUGGUGUUCUAUACUCUUCCAUUCAGGAUAGCGCCCUACAUCAGGGUUGUAUUUUUUGUUCUUAACAUCAGGGACAUACGGGAUAGCAUCAUCAUCCUGGUUGGAAUGCUUCUCACAUAUCUCAAUGUCCUGGCUUUAUGGCUUUUAUUUCUUCUGUUCUCUAGCUGGUUGGCAUAUGUCAUUUUAUGGCGCAACAUUGUACCAAAUGUUCAUUUUAUUCACCACUUCCAACAAUCCAGAUGUCUGGAUUCCUGCAUAUAAGGCCUCUCGUUGGUAUUGCCUAUUCUUUGUCCUGUACGUGCUGUUAGGUGUUUACUUUGUGACCAAUUUGAUCCUUGCCGUUGUAUACGAUAGCUUUAAGAGUGAGCUAGUAAAACAAGUUGCUGAGAAGGAUCGUACAAGAACCAGGAUAUUGAAGAAAGCAUUUAACCUGAUUGAUAACAAUAAUCUUGGUUACCUUAACAAAGAUCAGUGCAUUCGCCUGUUCGAAGAACUGAACAAAUACAGGACAUUGCCGAAGAUAUCACGAGAGGAUUUUGAAUUGAUAUUCUAUGAGUUGGAUGACAGCCAUGACGUCAAGAUUAAUUUGGACGAAUUUACUGAUCUGUCCCAUGCCAUUGGACUCAGAUUUCAGAAAGAGGAUUCCGAACCUAUUUUUGAAAGCUGCUGUCCAACAUUCUAUCACUCAUAUGUAUCUGAGAAGCUGAAAGAAUUUGUUCGAAGCCCCAAAUUUGGUUACGUUGUAGCUUUCAUUCUCAUCAUGAAUUUUGUUGCUGUCGUUAUUGAGACAACGCUUGAUAUAGAGAAUAAUUCUGCUCAAGAGGCUUGGCAAAAAGUGGAGUUUGUAUUUGGAUGGCUCUAUGUUCUGGAAAUGGCAUUAAAAGUGUAUGCUUAUGGGUUCGUGAACUAUUGGAGGGACGGACAAAAUCGCUUUGACUUUAUAAUCACUUGGGUAAUUGUUAUUGGCGAAACAACAACUUUUCUUUCCCCCCGUGGGUUGACUUUCCUCUCCAAUGGAGAAUGGAUUCGGUACCUCCUAAUAGCAAGAAUGUUGAGAUUGAUUAGACUUUUGAUGCAUGUUCAACAAUAUCGUGCCUUUGUUGCGACAUUUUUGACCCUGAUACCAAGUCUAAUGCCAUAUCUCGGGACCAUAUUUUGUGUCAUGUGCAUCUAUUGCUCGCUCGGCGUACAGAUUUUUGGUGGGAUAGUUAAUGCUGGAAACCCAAAUCUCACUGGAACUGAUCUCAGCGAUGAUGACUACUUACUCUUCAACUUCAAUGACUACCCCAAUGGGAUGGUAACACUUUUCAACUUGCUAGUGAUGGGAAAUUGGCAAGUGUGGAUGCAGAGCUACAAGGAAUUGACUGGAACUAGCUGGAGUUAUGCCUACUUCAUCAGCUUCUAUCUAAUCACGGUCUUACUACUCCUGAAUUUGGUGGUGGCUUUUGUCUUGGAGGCUUUCUUUGCUGAAAUGGACCUUGAAUCUUCUGAAAAAUGUGAAGAUGGGGAGGUCAAGGAAGAAAAAGGAAAGGAACGAAGACGCAACAUUGGCACAAAGUCAAGGAACCAGAGGGUUGAUAUACUUCUCCACCACAUGUUGAGCGCCGAGCUAAAUAAAACAGAGUGUUCCACUGCCUAAACUGGGUUCAUAGGUGAACUUUGUCGAUAAUUCUUCACACUGUUCCGAUGGGCAUGUUUGUAAAGGUUUACUGGUAGCACUUAUUCAGCCUUUGCACAAUCUUGCAUCCCUUUGUUUUUCUCUGUCUCAGCUUAUUCUUAUGAAGAUAGACUCCAGCCUUGUCACAGUAUUGUUAGCAUUGGAUAACUAGUCCAGUUGUUACGAAGUAACUGAAGCCUUAUAAACCAUUUUCACUUCACUCGCUCAGUUGAUGUAGAAUGUGAAGUCUCUGUGUGAAAACUUGAUCGUUUUUCCUCGUCUUUCUUUCUGGAUAUAGAGGUGGAACCCAGGUACAUUUGAGCAUA